This is a messenger RNA of Loxodonta africana (African savanna elephant), 1266 nucleotides long. Its product is annotated as olfactory receptor 8S1-like. The record is from RefSeq and is a predicted model, not a curated record. NCBI's taxonomy places the organism in Eukaryota, Metazoa, Chordata, Mammalia, Proboscidea, Elephantidae. Gene Ontology annotation, cellular component: plasma membrane. Gene Ontology annotation, molecular function: olfactory receptor activity; G protein-coupled receptor activity. The transcript has a single exon. The coding region runs from base 219 to 1142 and encodes 307 amino acids. Gene Ontology annotation, biological process: G protein-coupled receptor signaling pathway.
UCUGGAACUAGUAUAGGAUUCUCUGAAGUAUGGGAAUAACGUGACCCAACUGCGAAAGGAUAAAAACUCUUCCUAGAUAUAGUGAAGGCAGGUUUGAGAGGUCUGAACACAGAGCCCAGGCAGAGAAGUGAGGGGUUUAUGAUGCCCUAAAGGAAAUAGGAAACCAAUGGAGAUCUCACCCUAUUUCCUAUUUUAUUUCAAGAAAUUAUCCUUCUUAUAUGACCUUGAGAAACCACAGCACCAUCACCGAGUUCAUCCUCCUCGGACUGUCUGCUGACCCCCACAUUGAGGCUCUGCUCUUCAUGCUGUUCCUGGCAAUCUACCUCCUGACCCUGAUGGGGAACCUGGUGUUGCUGCUGGUGAUCAUGGCUGAUUCUCACCUCCACACACCCAUGUACUUCUUCUUGGGCAAUCUGUCAUUCCUGGACCUCUGUUUCUCUUCUGUCACGCUACCCAAGCUGCUUGAGAACCUCCUGUCUGAAAAGAAAACCAUCUCAGUAGAAGGCUGUCUGGCUCAGGUCUUCUUUGUGUUUAUCACUGCAGGAGCUGAAACCUUUCUGCUUUCAAUAAUGGCCUAUGACCGCUAUGCUGCCAUUUGUCGUCCACUGCUCUAUGAACAGCUAAUGAGCAACCAGUUCUGUGUGAGGCUGGUGUUGACCUCAUGGGGCCUGGCCUUUCUCAACGCAAUCCUCAUUGUGCUCUUGGCUAUUAACCUGGACUUCUGUGAGGCCCAAACUAUACAGCAUUACACCUGCGAGUUGCCCUCUCUCUUCCCCCUGUCUUGCUCUGAUACCUCCAUCGAUAUCAAUAUCCUGAUCUACUCCGUCUUACUACAGGCUCUUGGGACCUUCUUUCUGAUCUUCUUCUCAUACCUUCGCAUUAUUUCCACCAUCCUGAACAUCAACUCCACCACAGGCAGAAGCAAGACCUUCUCCACCUGCUCCUCCCACCUCAUUGCAGUGAUCCUGUUCUUUGGUUCAGAUUUGGUUCGCUAUCUCAUGCCCACCUCUGGUUCCUCCCUUGAUUUGCUCACCUCCCUGCAAUACAGCGUGGUCACUCCCAUGCUGAAUCCCCUCAUCUACAGCCUAAAGAAUAAGGACAUGAGGGCAGCAUUGGAAAGAACACUGGGGAACUAUCUGUAAUAUUGUAGCUAAUGAACAAAGGCAGUUAUCCAGUAUAAUUACAAAGAUUGUGUUUCUCUGUAUUAACUCUUUUGUCUCCACCCCUCCCAGUACACAGUGUCAAAUAUGUGCACGAAAGAGUCCA